Molecule: messenger RNA, 1375 nt
Organism: Mesorhabditis spiculigera
Lineage: Eukaryota; Metazoa; Nematoda; Chromadorea; Rhabditida; Rhabditidae
Source: the annotation of a GenBank genome assembly
AUGGAUGGCGCGCCAUUCGUCGCUAUAUUUCUCCUUUUUGUGACUACAACUCGAUCGGCACUCAUUGGUCUCGAGGGUUGUGCAGAGAGCAAAUCCUGCUGGGCCCAACCACCUGGCUGUCAGGAUAAUUGUGUGUCGGCAGCGACUUGGAUAUGGACAGAAGCUGGAUUCAGCAUCACGCUGUCAGCCUCCGUGUCCGAUCUCGAUCCGUCGCGGCCCUAUUGGCUGGCUCUCGGCUUUUCUCACAACCAGAGGAUGGACGACGACACGGUCUUCGAGUGUCUGAUGUCACAGGACGGAACUCGGUCUAUUGCCCAGAUUUCAUUCAACGACGAGACGGCCAACCACGCGCUUCCGCAGGCAUCGUCGGUGAUGCUCGGCAAAGAGAAAAUAGAACUUGUCGACGGAAUUCUCUCAUGUACAUUAACUUAUUAUCCCGACAACCGGAGCCUCGUCUAUCCGGAUGAUCAAUACAAGUUACAUCAACUCGAUGCGAAGCCGUACUAUCUAUUGCUGGCACGUGGCAGCGCUGAUCCUUACACUUACUCAAAGGAUAUACAUUUCAUGAAUGACGGGCCACUUUUCCCGUGGAUCAGCGGUGAACAGGCGGACUUUUGUCGUUCGAACUGUAGUGGGCCACAAUUUGUGCGCAUCGACAGAGGAUUGCAAAGCCAUGUUGAACGCUACUGGCGGUAUCGCAUCGCCGUUUUCCAUGGCUGCACGCUGAUGUUUGGCUGGUGGGUGUUGGUGUCGAAUGGAAUACUCUUGGCCCGGUUCUUCAAGCCGAUGUGGCCACGGAGACGGUUUUUCGGCGUGGCUGUCUGGUUUCAGCUCCACCGCGGCUUAAACAUCAUUUCUCUAUGCUUGCAAUUGAUUGCUGUCUUGCUUAUCUUCUAUCAGAGUGGCUGGGUGUGGUACGAGUGUAGCUAUGAAUGCGAUCUGCAGGCUCUCGCCAAGAAAAUGCACGCGAUGAUCGGUGGUCUGGCGACGGUGUUGGCCAUACUGAAUCCAAUGAUCGCACUCGCCCGACCAGCCCCAGAUUCCAGCACUCGUCCAUUCUUCAAUUGGUUGCACUGGGGGCUUGGACUGGGCGGAUGGGGAUGUGCGAGUUUAACGAUUCUGCUGUCCGUACCGCUCGGCAAGACUGGGCUCUACGCGGCAUAUGGGCCAAUUCCUUUUUACAUACUGUGUUCCUAUCUACUGUUCUUCGUUGCCAUCAACAUCGCACUUCAGAUAGUAACGACGAGCCAUGAGGCGCGCCAAGAAAAAAAGCCGAAAGUAGCCACCGUUUUGUCCUACCGUGAUACCGGCCUCAAAACCCACGAAAAGCACUUGUCCGUUAUUUCUGCUGUUGCUACACGUCGUGAUAUCCAUG